AUGAGCCCCCCACCGCCGGAGAAGGGCAAGGUCCCCGUUGCCGGCGACAGGACUUCGUCCGGCGCCGAUGGCCGUCCCCGUGCCCGCGAUGAUUCAAUUGAUCCAUCAGAAUCUGACCUUAACGCAUCCGAGAAUGCGGUGGUGGAGCAUGUCGAACCUGGAUUUGUAAGAGAUGGAUCUAAUCUCCUCGAGACUCCAAAGGCGGACGCGACUCAAGAGUCUAAGCAUCAGGAAAGAGACCAAACCACGUUGCCGAAGGUCGCUGGCGGAGGUCGACUGUUGAGCGACAUGGAAGGCUCUUCAGAGGGAAGUCAAGCCAAUGAUCAAAGCCAAGAGUCAACCACGCAGGCAUCACAAGUGCAGGCACUUUCGGCUGCUGACUCUCUAUCCGAAUACAACAACCGCAAAUUGGGAGGUGAUGACGGCAGCGCAAGUUCUCAAUCCGGUGAUGAAGUAUCUCGCUCCAAGGUAGAGGCAUUGCCAUCCGCCACGGAUGACCGCUUCGAAGAUGCAGCCAAUGCCCUCGCGCUAGGAAACGACGAUGAAGUUGCGACAGCCCAGUAUGCUGCUUGGUCGGAACCCCCAGUUACGGUCAAAUCAUUACAUGCCGACGACAGCUCACACAGUGCCCAAAGUCGGGGCCACUUGAAAACAGGACAGAUGUCACCGUCAGCCAACGCCCAGGGGACAACAACCAAAGACCAGGCCUCGAAAGCCGAGAGUAAUUCUGCCAGCACUGACGACGAGGAUGCAAACGGACGCGAAGACCCAUCCAAGGCGGUCCAGAGAAUGAUGGUAGACAGGGUCAUGUCUUCCUUUAUGGAUUGGCUUGACUUGAAGUUGAAGGUGAAGGAGGAAGAUGAGAAACCGCUGAGAUUGCAAGACAUCAAACCCGAACCUGUAUCUGUUGCAAGCACUUAUCAGCCACAAGAUAUGCCUAUCCCGGAAGCAUCGCCAUCCAGGAGAGCAUCUAUCAAGCAGCUACCUGUCCCGCCGCCUCCGAAGAGGAUGAUGGCCGCUCCCCGGCCUCCACCGGCGGUGGAAGUGGCAGAACGCUCUUCACGGUCUACGCUUUUCGCUCGGAUGAAGCGAAGCAAGAAGGAAACGGCUCCGCUGGCUCCCCCUCCACCACCGGUAGUACCUCCUGCCGAUGCCUUUGGUUCCUCCCGUACAUCGACGGGAGAGGAAGCAACGAAGAAGAAGAAGAGUUUGAAGACCGGAUCAUUACUAGGAGCAUCUCCCUCGCACGGCACAGAGAAACUAGAGCAGGAGGGAAAACGGUCCAGGCUAAGAGGCUUACUGGAGAAGAGGAAAGUCAAAGAGCCCGAAGGCGUCGACCUGUACGACGUCUCACCCAUGAUCGCUCCCUCUUCACACUUGGCCCAGCGUUUUUCCCGGCGUCCGUCAUCAGAUCAGUCUGGCUAUGCACCGAACACACCUCAACGCUCCCAGUCUGGGGUACAACCUAGUCAUCUAUACGCACCGCAAGCACCGCAAGCACCACCAGCACCAACAGCACCAGCUGCCCCAGCCGCUCUUGUGCCUGUACAAGCUGCACCACCGCCACCUCCGGGCGGUAGUAGAGAACUCGAAGCCCAGGUUUCUUCCUUUGACAAAGACAAGAAUAGGAAGGCUGAACCUCCAGUUGCCGCCAUUCAGGACUGGACUGAGAGCAUGAAGGAGUGUGAGGAAGAGGAUGACGAGGAGAGUGUGGAUCUUUCACUUGAUUUUGCUGUAUUCGAUGACGUCGAGGAUUCUUUUGCCGGGGUAUCGUAUGCACUGCCAACAGAGAGAUCCGUUGCCCCUGAUUACAUGCAGCCUCCGAUGUUGCAGUCAGCAGUACCGCUUACUGUGGCAGCUCGGACAACAGCACCUCGGGGAGGUCCACAACCUGAUACUAGUCGCCAGCCACAACGAAAGAGCCGCAAAGCAGGUUCGUCGGCUGCGAAGCGCGACAGAUCGAACGACGAAAGUAAGGAGCAGGAAGGUGAAGGUAACGAGGACGAGGAUGGGAACCAGCUGCCUCGUGCCAAGCUGCCGAGGGUCCAGGAAGACAAAGUCAGCGGCGCGAAAUUGGCCUGCCCAUUCUUUAAGCACAACCCACGCAAGUAUAAGAACAUGCGUCCGUGCUGUGGUCCGGGAUGGGACCACGUCCACCGUAUUAAGGAGCACAUCUAUCGCAAACACUCGCUUCCCAAGUUCUCCUGCCCGCGCUGCUCUCAGCCAUUCGAGACACAGGCGGAUCUCCAAGCCCAUGCUCGGUCUCCUGACCCCUGUGAAGUCCGCGAACCGGAGAUUUUGGAUGGCAUCACGCAGGACCAAGAAAAGAAGCUCCGAUCAAGGAAGAAGACGACUGUGAAAGAACUCACGGAAGCGGAGAAGUGGGCACAGGUUUACAGCAUUCUGUUUCCUGACGUUCGGGAACGGGAGAUACCGUCGCCUUAUUACACCACAGAAGACGCGCAGACAACCCUCGGCGGCUACGAGGACUACCUACGCCGCGAACUCCCGCCUCUCGUUCGUCGCCAACUCGAGAAGGAAGUCGAGCGCGAACUGAGCUUCGUCGAGGAGGGAAUGAAGCAGAAGGUUAUUGAAAUUGCGAGAAACCUCCAACUCACGCUCUUCAAGGGCUACCAGCAAUUGGAAAAUCAAGAACGGGGCACUGAAGGACCGUCACCUAGCAUGGGCGACGUCUCGGGCUCGGAAUCCGGCGGCUACUCGUCUUUUGCGACGACAAAUACUUCCCCUUCGACGAUGACGACGCAGGGCACGACCCCGGAAGUACCCGACCCGCUGGAGAUAUUCAGUGAUCCUGCGAUUCCGGAUUUUGACUUUGGGUUCCUUUCGCAGGUUCCGUACCCGUCAUCUGAGGGCCAAUCCAAGGCUCUGGGAUCCGAGUUUGAAUUCAUCAACAUGUCCGGGAUCCCGGAGCAAUCCACUAUCCAGCCUGGAAUGGAGUUUUUCCCCGGGCAGCAAGUUGAGUUACCCUAUUACGGGACGGAGGGUUAUGAUGAUGGCCAGGGUAGAGCGACGAAUGUCAACGCGCUCAGUUAUGUGCCCUGA
Messenger RNA from Colletotrichum truncatum, 3063 nucleotides. RefSeq lists its product as uncharacterized. The record is from RefSeq and is a predicted model, not a curated record. NCBI's taxonomy places the organism in Eukaryota, Fungi, Ascomycota, Sordariomycetes, Glomerellales, Glomerellaceae.